Molecule: messenger RNA, 2184 nt
Organism: Didymodactylos carnosus
Lineage: Eukaryota; Metazoa; Rotifera; Eurotatoria; Philodinida; Philodinidae
Source: the annotation of a GenBank genome assembly
AUGUCAAACUAUCGUGUUAAAGAUAAUUUUGAAGAUUGUCUAUUUUCUUCGGAUGAAAAAUUCUAUUCAAGUAGAAAUGUUUGUCAAUCAAAUUUAAAUAAUCGAUUUAAAUGUUUGACAACAUCAGAUUGUAUUGAACGUCGAACAAUGUUAAGUGAUGAUAAAAAUAUUCAACAAUGUACAGAUAAAUCAAAUCAAUUAUAUUCAUUCUCAUGUAAACAUGAAAAUGAUUUAGGUUGUCAAUUUCUUCAGAAUACACUUGUUCUUGUUGAGUAUUAUUUUUUAUUUGAAGAACUAUGUAAUAGUGUUGUAAAUAUAAAUUUAAUUGAUGUAACAACAAACGAAACAGACGAAACGAAUUGUGAUGAAUAUAAACAGUUUUGUAAAGAGAGGAGAGGAGUUUUUUGUGAAAAUACCGGUCGAAGAUAUGAAAUCGAUUAUGAUUUAUCAUUUAAAAAUUUAGAUUAUUAUACUAAAUAUUGCCGAAAUAAAUAUCCAAAGGAUAAUAUAAUGAUAUACCGUUGUUCAAAUAGUACUGAAAGCAUUUGCGUUCAAUUAUCUGAUUUAUGUAAUUAUGAGUGUAGUUGUCCAAAUAGCGAGAAUGAAAUGUUUUGUCCUAAUCGUUCGACAACAACUUGUAUUCUUAAAAAAUUCAAUUGUGCUGUCCAUAGAGACUGUGGGUCUCGCGAUCGUAAUCAAGUUCCUGAUUAUGAGAUACGUAAUUUGUAUGGAGAAGGAUAUGAAUAUCAACGAUAUUGUGGAUUAUUUUUAAAAUUUAUUCCCUAUAGAGGAUUUAGCUUUGAAGAGCAUCAAUAUCCACCACGUGGUAUACUAUAUCACCAACAAAAUCAGCUGUCACUAACAUUAUCAUCAUCAUUUAUAUCAACGUUUCAUCAACAUCGAUCAGACACUUCCAGUUCAAGAAUAUCUAUGCUGUACUAUUGUAAUCGAGGUAUUUUUGUUUUUGGUGUUAAUGAAACUCAAAUUUGUCUUUGUCCGCCUUCUUAUUAUGGUGAUAAAUGUCAAUAUCAAAGUGAACGUUUAUCAGUUUAUUUAGGAGUUGAAACAACAAUAAAAUAUGAUACGAAUAUUUAUAAAUUACUUAUUCGCCUUCAAACAUCAACAAAUAUGUUUUAUGAUUAUAUAGAUUUUAUAAUUUUCAAUUAUUAUAAAUCAGACAGACAUAUUGUUUAUUUACUUACACCAAAUCUUUAUGAAUCUUACUCUGUUGUCAUUGAUAUAUUUCAAUUAACAACAACAAUAGUCGAAUAUCAUUCAUCAUUUUAUUAUGAUAUUCCAUUUCCAUUUUUACCUGUUCGUCGUUUAGCUACAAAAAUAAUAAUCAAAGAUGAAAAAUCUUCUAAUACGUGUGUUAAUAAAUGUUCAUUACAUGGUCGCUGUUUGUUUUAUGAAAAUAAUAAAAAUCAAUUUUGUUUUUGUAAUGAAGGUUGGACUGGUGAAUUGUGUGAUAAAAAAUUAAAUGUCAGUUGGGGUUCGCUAUGUCAAAAUGUAAAGAAAUAUAAAGAAAUAUUUGUUGGUAUUAAAGAUGAAUGGAAUAAUAGAAUAAUAAAUAAAAUUCCAUUAAUGCUUGUUUAUUUUGCAAGUAAUGAAAAGUUGAUUGUUUCAAUUACUGUUGAUGAAUGGUAUCUCUAUAAAGACGUUCAUUUAAAUAUGCUUAAGAAAGUUACAUAUAAGAGUGUGCCAAAGUUUGUAUUUGUUCAAACCUACUUUGAUACACAAUAUGAUACAUUUUAUGGUAGUUAUUAUUUAGUUGCCUACCUACCUUCUGAUUUGCCUAAGUCACUAACGACAAAUAUACUUGGAUCUAAUCGUUGUCCUUACGUUGGUGAAUUACUAAAAAAUAAAACAAUCAUGUCUUAUCCUUAUUUAAAACGUAUUAAAUUUUAUUAUCGACCUUGUCUUGUUUUGGGUACACAUUGUUUUUAUGAUGAACGAUACAUGUGUUUAUGUAAUAAUGAAGCAUUUUUUGAUUGUUUCUAUUUCAAUCAUUCUGCAAGUAAUUGUACACAUUUAAAAUAUUGUUUAAAUGGUGGUUAUUGUCUACAAGCAACAAAAGAAAAAGAUUUUGGCUGUGUUUGUCCUAAAUGCUAUUUUAGAUCAUUCACAUAUUAUGUCAUUAUAAAGAGAAAGCACAAGCAAAAGUUGCCACGGCAUCACGAAUGA